GCAGUGGCGAGAUAGAGCGAGAAGCGAAGAUGGCGGCGUACGAGUUGCUAUACUUGUGGUUUCGCCGACGACGGCGUUUUUUCACGCACGUCGACGCGUUUGUUAUGGACGACGACGAGUUCCGCCGGCACUACCGAUUGUCUAAAAACAUCGUGCGGUGGCUCUGCGACGAACUUGAAGACGACGCGGCGUUGAGGCGGCAGCGACGCGCAAGGACGGUGAUGACGGUGGAGCAGCAGGUGCUUUGUGCGCUGCGAUUCUACGCCACUGGAAGAUACCAGGGGCAAGUGGCCAGCGACCGGCACCUCGCUGUUCAUCAGACCACCGUCAGCGCAUGUGUUCGCGCCAUGUCUACGGCCAUCGUGCGCCGCCUCGGUCCCCGGUGGAUCGCCUUCCCCGAGACCGCGGAGAAACGGGCGGCGACGCAAGAAGCCUUCCUUCGUCGCGGUUCCUUGCCCGGAGUCGUCGGAUGCGUCGACGGCACCUUCGUCGCAAUAAAGAGACCCUCUAAGUACGACCCUACCGUGACGAAGGCGCUCUACUGGUGUAGAAAACUGUACUACGCCCUGAACGUCAUGGUGGUGUCUGACGCCGACCUGCGUAUCCCGGCCACCGACCCAAGGAUGCCCGGCUCAACCCACGACUCAUAUGUGUGGAGGCGUUCGUGGGUGCGCCAAGAGUGCGUUGCUGGCCAUCUUGUCAGGCACAAUGAGUACCUGCUUGAUGAUGGGUACCCCCUGGAGCCCUGGCUGAUGACUCCUGUGCCUGGGCGUCCAGCACUUGGCACGCCGUCUGGGCAAUACAAUCAGGCCCAGGCCUCCAUGAGGGCAGUCGUGGAGCGCUGCAUCGGGCUGCUGAAGAGCAGGUUCCGGUGCUUGCACAGGCACCGGACCCUUUACCAACAUCCGAAGAUCGCCGGCACGAUCGUGGCAGCCUGUGCGGUGCUCCAGAAUGUCUGCCUCUGCUCAGGAGAGGCCGAGCCAGAGCCACAGUCAGACUCAGACAGCAGUUCUGACGGGGACAAUGAUGAAGAAGAAAGCGCUGACGCAGCUCGCGAGCGGAGGGGCCUCCAGUCGAGGCGUCUCAACAGUCAGGGCAAGGCUGUGCGGGACCGCCUUGUGCUUCUGCCGAGCACAACCCACCUGCAACGCGUCCGUCCUGGUCGUAAAGGUGGUUGGGGGGUGGCUGUGUUCACCCGAGAAGCCCUGGGAGAGCUCCAGCGGCAGCACACAACUUCUUCCGCGCAAGAGAAGCUGUGCGUCAUCAUGCUGGAUAUGAUGUCCGUGAAGAGAGACGUCAGCCUGUACGUCUUAUCCGUAAAGCUUGUUGGCUACAUCGAUCUUAGAAAAGGACUGGGACUGUACGAGUCUGACGAGGUGCCAAUGGGAACGGAGUAUCUGGUCGUCAUAGUGGUGGGCCUUACAUCACCCUGGAAGAUUCCCAUCGGGUACUUCCUCACCAACGGAGCACCAGGGCAGCUCCCUAAGAACCUCCUCGAAGACGCCGUUGCAGCCGUUUAA
Messenger RNA from Ixodes scapularis (black-legged tick), 1520 nucleotides. RefSeq names its product putative nuclease HARBI1. The coding region runs from base 30 to 1520 and encodes 496 amino acids. The transcript is spliced from 5 exons. NCBI's taxonomy places the organism in Eukaryota, Metazoa, Arthropoda, Arachnida, Ixodida, Ixodidae. The record is from RefSeq and is a predicted model, not a curated record.